This is a messenger RNA of Sesamum indicum (sesame), 630 nucleotides long. RefSeq names its product putative non-specific lipid-transfer protein 3. NCBI's taxonomy places the organism in Eukaryota, Viridiplantae, Streptophyta, Magnoliopsida, Lamiales, Pedaliaceae. Gene Ontology annotation, molecular function: lipid binding. Gene Ontology annotation, biological process: lipid transport. The record is from RefSeq and is a predicted model, not a curated record.
AGGGGAAAAAAGAGGCAGAAAUAAUUAUAAAACGAGAAUAUGUCUAAAAAGUUGGAGUUUAGCGCUGUGUGGGUUGUGGGAUUGUUGGUUUUGGCAGUGGGCACGAGCCAGGUGAGUGCAAUCAGCUGCCUGGAUGCCAUUACGAGGCUGAUGCCUUGCCAGUCCUAUUUGCUUGGCUUCAGCAGCUCCGUGUCGGUGCAGUGUUGCCAGGGAGCUGCGUCGUUGAAUCAGCUAGUGGGGUCGGACCGGGGCCAGCUGAAACCAUUGUGUCAGUGCCUGAAACAGACGGCUGUCUCCAUCGGAGUAAAUGUCGACAGAGCUAAGCAACUUCCCCAGCUUUGCAAAAUCACUGUCCCUGUUCCGAUUGACCCUAAUGUCAACUGUGACAGCCUAUGAUGAAUGCAUGGUGCGGACAAUAAGGCCACAUCAAGGAGUUGACCAUGAAGGAAUGCGAGUUCGGUGGCAGAAAAAUAAAGGAGCAGAUAUGUAGUAUUAGGCGCCUAAUUAAUUAGGAUAUGCUUCCCAGUUCCUAACAUGUAUUUGCCAAUUGUUUUCUAUAACCAGCCCACAUGUAUUUUGCUUUGCGAAUUUUUGGGAAAAAAUUCAAUGAAGUUAAACCUAAGGAAUAAU